Molecule: messenger RNA, 7901 nt
Organism: Entelurus aequoreus (snake pipefish)
Lineage: Eukaryota; Metazoa; Chordata; Actinopteri; Syngnathiformes; Syngnathidae
Gene: greb1l
Product: GREB1 like retinoic acid receptor coactivator
Exons: 34
Coding region: 297-6185 (1962 amino acids)
Biological process (GO): kidney development; multicellular organism development
Source: RefSeq, a predicted model, not a curated record
UAGUGGCUGUGUGUGUGUGUGUGAGAGAGAGAGAUGACUGAGGUGAGUGGACACACAGCCGCAGCAACACAUGCUGCAUGCAGCUAUACCAAGGAUUUUACUCCCUAACAUGGACUAACCUUUGAGGACACUUUGGGAUUUACCUCAUUUGGGGAUUUUGAAGAAGUUGGAGGAAGUCAUGGAAGGUGUCGGCGCUCAGAGCGAGAUGUCUUCACUGAAGAGCUGAGCGGCGGCGACUCAGCAUGUAGCGCAGGAGAAAAAAGUCCAUUCACGCCUGCCAAGAAUCUGACCAGAUCAUGGGAAACUCAUACGCCGGGCAGCUGAAGUCUGCUCGAUUCGAAGAGGCUCUUCACAAUUCUAUCGAGGCAUCUCUGCGCUCCAGCAGCGGAGAUCCACAGCCCAUCUUCACGCAGCUCUACCUGAAGCCGGAGUCGUAUCCCGGCAACAUGGAGGAGGUGAAGCCAAAAGCUGAACUCCAAAGUGGCGAGCUGCCCGGCCACGAGCUCCUGAACAGCCACUCCUCCAACGACCAGGAGGAGCAGGAAGAGGAGGAGGACGAGGAAAGCAACAGCCCCCCGCUCCCCUACCUGCAGGGCCCUGCGCCAGACGGCUGCUGCACGCUGGAUGGGUUCUGCCAGGCUGGCAAGGAUCUCCGUCUGGUCUCCAUGGUAACGGAGCCCACUGACGUGCCAAAGGGCUUCGAGCUGGUCGGCGCCAAGUCCCCCAGCAUCCCUGAGCACAUCCUGGUGUGCGCUGUGGACCGUCGAUUUUUGCCGGACGAGAACGGGAAAAAUGCACUUUUAGGUUUUUCAGGGAACUGCGUGGGCUGUGGCGAGAAGGGCUUCAGGUACUUUACGGAGUUCUCCAACCACAUCAACCUCAAGUUGUCCACGCAGCCCAAGAAGCAGAAGCACUUAAAGUAUCACCUGGUUAAGAACUCUCAGGGUGCUCUGUGCAAAGGACCCCUCAUCUGCUGGAAGGAUUGUAAAACACGUCAGUUCUCCAGCUCUGCAUCCACGUCCAAACCCAGCUCCUCCUCCUCGGUCAGUAGUAAAGAAAACCUAGGAACCAGCGGAAAUGGUUCAUCGCCCUUCUCCCUCUCAGAUUCUCCACCAACCAGAAUGACGUCAGCCUCUUCCGUCUCUUUUGGCAGUCAGGACCUGAGCAGAGAGUGCAGCUUCAUCAAGCCUCUGGCCUCCACACAUGGAAACAAAACCCUACCAAUAGUUCCCACAGCGCUGAGGGUAAACGGGCCGACCAAUGGCUUGAGUGUUGAUGGGCGUCCUCCUCUACUCAGCCCCUCCCAGGUUACCUUAGGACCUCCAAGUCAAGGUUAUCGAACAUCUGACUUGGGAGACAGUCCGGUGCCCUCAGCCAUGAACUCCGGCCCACCCAAGAAGCGCCAUCGAAGCUGGCAUCCCAGCUCCAUUGUGCCAGUCCCUCCCACGGCCGUCCCUGUGCCAGCAAUCAGGCCCAUCGUCUGCUCUCCAGGUUCUGUACUGGGGGGACCGACUCCUCAGCCACCGGGGCCGGGUGUCAUCCAGCCCCAGCCUGUCAGUGCUGGAAGCACGGUGAUUGUAUCCGACAACCUACUCAACUGUGCAGGAGUUCGCCCUGUCAUUCUCAUUGGGCACGGCACUUUACCUUAUUUCUACGGCAACAUUGGGGAUUUGGUGGUGAGCCCACUGCUGGUGGGCUGCUAUAAGAACAGCCAGUUGACGGAGAAAACCUUGGAGACUCUGGGCCUGAGCAGCAGCCAACUGCUGAGCGUGGAGACCAUGAUUCUUCUUACGCUGCAGUAUCUGGCACGUCUAGGCCCAGAGCAGAUCCCCCUAAGGGAGGAGUUAGAGCAAAUCGUUUUGAAGGCCAUGCUCUGUUGCCCCGGCGGUCCCACCAUCUCCCCUUCCCAACUGCCCUGGUUGGCUCGACUGGAGGCCAGCGUCUCCGGGGGCACCGUCCAAGUGGUGGUUACCCAUAAUUCCCUGGGGGAGGGCAUUUGCGAGUCACUGCGCGCCCUCAGCGAGGUUCCCCACCACCAGCAGUCGCUACCCAUCUACGUGGUCAUCAUAUGUGCCUCUAAAAUGAACAACAGCGAGUUCUGCGUGCUGGUCUUAGGGAAGUACCAAGCACGGGCUUUGGCGGAGGGCAUGCUGACUACUAACGAGUUCCUGAAGGAAAUCAGCUACGAGCUCAUCACAGGGAAAGUCAGUGUGUUGGCAUCUCACUUCAAAACCACCUCUCUAGGGGACAAUCUGGACAAGCAGCUGGUGCGGUAUCAGCGCCGACGGAAAGGCCAGGUCAUCCAGCCCUUCCAGGGCGAUGUCACUGACUACAUCCACUCACAGGAGGCUGCCAGCAUGUCACCACCUACAGACAGAGAUCUGCUGAGUAAGGUCUUCCAGAUCUUUCCGACCCAGCUGAGCGUGGCCCGUCGCCUCCUCUCCCAGGUCUGCUCCAUCGCUGACUCAGGCAGCCAGAACCUCGACUUGGGGCGCUUUUGUAAAGUGGACUUCCUGGUUUUAGUCCCGCCCUCUCACAUUCUGGUAAACCAGACGGCACAGCGCAUCCGACAUUCGGGCGUCCUGGUGGACUUAGGUAUGGAGGAAUCCUGCUUGGCCCAGCAGAAAUGCGACAAGUACGUAGUGCGACUGGACACCGACGUGCAUGGCAAGAUGGAGGCUUUCAUGAGGAAAGUCAAACAGAACCCUUACACGCUGUUUGUCCUCAUCCACGACAACUCACAUGUUGACCUAACGAGCGCUCUGUCGGGCUCUGUGUGCCACGGCGAGCUGCAGGGUCUGGCUGACAGAGUCGUCAAUUGCCAGGAGGUCCUGGAGGCGGUGAACCUGCUGGUCUUGCAGGUCAGCUGCUUCCCGUACACGUUGCAGACGCACCAGUCACGCAUCAGCGUCCACAACGAGGUGCACUGGCCCUCCAAUGAAAGCCUGCAAGGAGUGCUCUCUUCUGGCGAGUUGGUCUACUUCGGCCUGAUGGACUACAGCAGAUCCCUGCAGUGGGGCGUGGCCAGCCCCAUCCUGCGCUGCGACGAUGCCUUUGAGAAGAUGGUGCACACGUUGCUGCAGAGACACCCGCACCUGCACAGCAUGGUGAUUCGCAGCUACCUGCUCAUCCAGCAGUACACAGAGGCCAUGAUGGCGCUCACCUCUUCGCCGUCCCUGAGAGACCACAUCACACCGGAGACGCUGGCCAUGGUGGAGGACUUGAUCAACGCCCCCGGCAGGGAGGGCUCCCAGGGGCGGGGCCACAUGCUGCUGGUCCGCGUGCCUUCGCUGCAACUGGCCAUGCUGGCCCGGGAGCGGCUGGAAGACGUGCGGGACAAGCUGGGCCUCCAGCUGUGCUUCGCCGUGCUACUGGGAAGCCCUGCUUCCGAACUUAACCUGCCCAGGAACUUCACAAAUCGCCUACGGACAUGGCGGGGCGGUGAGAAUGAAGACUGGGUGCCGCUCACAUACGAGGAUCUAGAGGGUCUGCCCUGUAUUGUCAUUCUCACGGGGAAAGACCCUCUUGGAGAGACCUUCCCCAGGUCUUUGAAGUACAGCGACCUUCGCCUAAUCGACUCCAGCUACUUGACGCGGACGGCACUGGAGCAGGAGGUGGGCCUGGCCUGCACCUACGUUUCCAUGGGGGUGGCCAAGGAGCCCAAAAAGACACCGGGCCCUCGGGAGUCCGACGUGGAGAAAGCCACCGCCAGCAUGAAUGACGGAGACGAGCUGGAGCGACCUCAGAGCAAUGGCAGCGCAGCAACCAGGACCUCUGGCUCUUUGGUAGAAAACGGUGUGAGUUCAUCAGACGCCACAGAUUCCCUGCAGAAGCCCUCCACGUCUACCUGUACACCAGUGGGUGCAGACACAUCAGGUUUCAAGCAGGAGUGUGACUCCAUGGGAAGCCAGCUCUCCUGUAACCCUCCCAAAUCCUCCAAAGCCCCGGCCUCCCUUUACUCCAGCUCAUCCUCCUCGUCCCCAUCACCGUCCUCCUCUUCCACCCAACGGCCCAGCCAGUCCACGCAGUGCAGCCGCAACCCGAAGCCCGCCCGCGUUUCACCGAGGACAGUCAUCAUGUCGCGAGCGGCGUACAAUCUGUUGGCGGGCGACUCAGGGAGCCAGCUGUGCUCCUUCUCCCUGCUGCCACAUGCCGACGUGGCCUGGAACAGCCCUCUGAGGCCCCCCAUCACGGCGAGCCUGCAGAGUGAGCAGCAGAGCACCUACUACCGACAGUGGACCGUUGCCAGGCAGCAACAUGCUGAUUACGAAGCUCCACCUGUGCCGCACCCUCGACGUCUUCUGCUCAGUGGACCCCCACAGGUGGGAAAAACCGGCGCCUACCUCCAAUUUUUACGUAUCCUGUUUCGGAUGCUCAUUAGACUGUUGGAGGUGGACGUGUUUGAUGAGGAGGAAGACGAAGACGAACUUGAAGACUUUAACUCUGCAGAGACACCCGAGGUCGUGACCCCUGUAAGCACCCAGUGGCCUGACAUCGAAGACAUCCGCAAGUUGCCCUUUAACCCCAACCCUCGAGACUCCAAGUUCAGGAAGGCCAGCCCAGUCCACUCUGACAAGAUGCCAAAGCUGAAAGUGAGAGAUAUGAAAAAAGAAGAAAAGGGCCAAGUAGAAGCCAAACAGGAGACAAAGUCCAUUCGACUCACUCGGUACGCCGCUCACAACGCCUUUCAUCACUGCGAGCAGUGUCAUCACUACUGUGACGCCAGCCCCGCCGCACAGCUGUCAGAGUGCACCUUCCAUACCUUCACCUUCUGCUCGUCCAUGCUGGGGGAGGAGGUCCAGCUCCAGUUUGUCAUUCCCAAAGACAAGGAGCAGCACUUUGUCUUCAGUCAACAGGGAAGCCACCUGGAGAGCAUGCGUCUGCCUCUGAUCUCCACCAAGGACCCCAAUCAUUUGAAGAGUCCUAUCUUCACGCCGACGACAGGGCGACAGGAACAUGGCUUACUCAACAUUUAUCACGCCAUGGAGGGUGCCGCUCACUUACACAUCCUGGUGGUCAAGCACUUUGAGAUGCUCCACUACAGGAAGUACUGGCCCAACCACAUCCUGCUUGUCCUGCCUGCUAUGUUCAACAAUUCAGGAGUUGCCUUUGCCUGGGCUCCAGGGGCCGCUCGCUUCAUGAUCAAGGAGCUGUCUUACCACAACCUGGAGCUGGAGAGAAACCGCUGGGAGGAGCAAGGAGUUAAGAGGCAAGAUGUCUGGCCUUUCAUCGUCAUGAUGGACGACUCGUGUGUGCUGUGGAACGCCCAGCAGCCAGCAGAGGGCAGUAUCCAUCUCUUCUUGUCCCACAGCGAUGCGACCGAAAGGGGCUGCACGCUCACCAACGUGUCCCUAAAAAUGGUCUUGCAGCACAUGGAGACUACGCCCAAGAUCUCCCUCUACGCCAUGUGCGGCACCCGCAAGUGGAGCAGCACCCUGGCUCGCAAGACCCCCCGCCGACCUUUCAGCCGGUGCCACCUCCAUGAUUUUGUCCUGCUCAACGUGGAUCUGACCCAGAAUGUCCAGUACGACCUGAACAGGUACAGCUGCGAGGAGGUGGACUUCAACCUUCGGGUGAACAGCAGCGAACUCCUGCUGUGCUGCUUCAACAGCUUCAGCUUGAUGAAGAAGAACAUUCCAGUUGGGGGGAACCAGGACUUCAUAGUCAAACCUAAACUCACGGAAAUAGAAACCCCUGCCGCAAUCAGCCCCUCCCAGUACGUCUGUGCCCCCGAUAGCGAGCAGACCCUGCUGGAUGCCCCUGCCCAGUUCCUGCUGGAGAAGUUCCUGCAGAGCUGCAGCCACAGAUUGUUCCCCAAAGCUAUUCAGAACCCCAAAAACCCGGUUCUGUCUAUUGACAGCUACCUCAACAUCAGCCCAGAGAUCUCCGUGUGUUACAUCAACUCCCGUCCACACUCCACGAACCUCAACCAUCAGGGCCUGCAGUUCAGUGGCUUGCUGCUGUAUCUCUGCGACUCCUUCGUCGUAUCCGGACUCCUCAAGAAAUUCCGCUUCCUCAAAGGCGCCACCUUGUGCGUCAUCUGCCAGGACCGGAGCUCGCUGCGUCAGACCAUCGUCAGGCUGGAGCUGGAAGACGAGUGGCAGUUCCGCCUGCGGGACGAGUUCCAGACGGCCAACUGCAGCGAGGACCGACCCCUCUACUUUCUCACCGGCCGCCAUGUUUGAAAAAGACAAACGCUCGAUUCAACGUCAAGCCAGCAACUCUUGCCAUCCGGCGAAAGGUCAAAAAUGGCACCAGAGUCCCAUUCACGCUCAUGGCUCCACUUUUUUUGUGUUAAGAUUGUACGCGGACUUUUAACCACGGUAUGUCCCGCACUGGGCGUACGUGUUUAUCUCAGGGUUUUAAAGCAAACUUACAGAGUUUUUCCUCUGCUUCAUUGCGUUUACUUUACUUGGCACCAAAGACGAUCUCAAGCUGCACCUUUUGCUUGUCCCCGCCUUCAUGUCUUCAUUGUUUCAAAAACUCCAGUUUCAUGUCGCUGCCUCGUCCGAAAAAAUCUCCCACACACGCUACAUGCAACAUAGCGGCGACUUCAUUGACGAAGUCUGGGGCCCACCAUUUAGGUUACAUCAGGGGUGUCAAAUUAGAUCGGAGGCCACAUGGAGAAAAAUCUACUCCCAAGUGUGCCGGGACUGGUAAAAUGACGGCACGAUAACUUAAAAAUAAAGACAACUUCAGAUUGUUUUCUUUGUUUGAAAAUAGAACAAGCACAUUCUGAAAUUGUACAUAUCAUAAUGUUGUUGGUUUUUUUUUUACAAUUACCUGUUGCGGUUAAUAUUAUAUAUACUUUAUUUGUCAUUAUUUAUAUAUUCUGAAUAAAUGAUGUGAUAAUGUUCAUCAGUCAACUCAUUGCUGUUAAUUUACAAGCUAUCAAGAUAAAAAAUUACAUUAAAAUCUAAAUACAGUAUGUUAUUUAUGUAGUUUGAUCAUUUUCCUCGAUUUAUUUUGUACAUAUGUAGCAUCAGCUGCAAAGUUACAAAGAAUUGCUAUUGCGACAUCCAGUGGAUACAUUCAGAACAGCUGUUUCUUUCAUUCAAAAAUUUAAAGUUCAUUUUUAUACCAGCAAACUCAUCCCGCAGGACGGAUAAAACCUGUUCGCGGGUUUGAGUACGUUUGACACCCCUGGGUUACAUAAUAUUGAGCAUCUGUCCGUUGUACUGACAUAUCACGCGUCACGAGGUACCAAUAAGAACAGAUCGGGGACAAAAGGAGCGAGCCAAGAAACGAGACAAUUGGACUACUGUACUGUUUAAAGCAUUGUUUACAUUAUUAUUAAUAUAUUAUACAAUCCCCAUUUAAACACAGAGGGAUACUGAUGUUGUUUUUUUGUAACUUUAACCAGUAUGUUUUGGUGUCUUUUUCUGCAAGGCAAAAAUAAUCUACCUAGAUGUGUCUCUACCGCCCUCUAGCGCCCUGGACGGCUCCUUAUUUAUUUUCCUUUUUUUGGGGGGGGGGGGGGGGGGACUGAUAAUCAUGUUAAAAAAAGAAGAAGAAAAAACAACAUCUAUUGAUAUUCGAUUGCAUGCUUAGGGAGGGAGUGCGUCCUCUUGCUGAAGGCUUUGCACAUUGACCCGAAACCCAACCCCGCGAAAAACAUCACGACGAUUGUUGAGUCUACCGGAAGUCACUGAGGAAGAGUGAACUUGCACUAAACAAGUUGCCAAACUGAAUGGAAAGUAACCCACCCACCCACCCGGAAACGAGACUAAUGAUUGAGUGCGGGAAUGUUUUGGCAGAAGGUUGAAUAAUAUGCAACUUGCUCACACAAUCACACAAUAUGAGUGUGAUCUACCUCACGUGACCGUUGUGCUUGCAGGCUGUGACGUCGCAUCAAAGCCAUGCUGUUUUGUGUCUUGUUCUCAAUUUUGAAUGUAAUAAAA